This is a messenger RNA of Macrosiphum euphorbiae (potato aphid), 570 nucleotides long. Lineage: Eukaryota; Metazoa; Arthropoda; Insecta; Hemiptera; Aphididae. The record is from the annotation of a GenBank genome assembly.
AUGGCACUAAUUGCUAAAGACGACGUAGGUAACGUCCAUUUGUUGAACGAUUCGUGGAAACUAUGGUAUUGGAGAUUCAGCGGAACUGUGGUACCGGACGUCAAUUGGACGGAUAAUUUGCACGGACUGUGCGAGUUUGACAGUGUUGAAAAAUUUUGGAGUAUCUUUAAUCAUAUUAAAAUGCCAAGUAUGUUAACGACUGGCUGUGAUUACUCUGUAUUUAAAUCAGAUAUAAAACCGAUGUGGGAAGACCCAUCAAAUAAGAAUGGUGGACGUUGGUUAAUAAAGGAUAGUGGACUAUUAGAUCAGUACUGGAUGGAUAUUUUGUUGAGUAUGAUUGGUGGAAUGUAUGAUCCUUACAACGAUAAUAUUUGUGGUAUUGUCUAUAAUAGGCGUCAGUACAGUAAAAUAUCUGUUUGGAUUUCUUCAUCUGACACAAAUAUUGUUAACGACAUUGGGUCAAAACUUAAGCAUUUCCUUGAUACAAAAGAAAAAUUGAAAUUUGAAAAACACAGUGAAUUUUUGAAGAAGAAAAUAAACUCGCACAAAAAAAAAAUUUUGGCCAAAUGA